Molecule: messenger RNA, 1618 nt
Organism: Orussus abietinus
Lineage: Eukaryota; Metazoa; Arthropoda; Insecta; Hymenoptera; Orussidae
Gene: nac
Product: GDP-fucose transporter 1
Exons: 5
Coding region: 201-1223 (340 amino acids)
Biological process (GO): GDP-fucose import into Golgi lumen; protein O-linked glycosylation via fucose
Cellular component (GO): Golgi apparatus
Molecular function (GO): antiporter activity
Source: RefSeq, a predicted model, not a curated record
GCCGGUUUACGCAUGGUUCGAUUUACUGUUAACCGUUUAAACUUCGGUUAACUCGAUUUGUGGAACCGGGCCUUAGAAUUCAGUGUUCGAAUUUGUAGUUGAGAGUGGUUAUUGGUGAACUACUUUAUUGGUUAGUUUACUUGAAGGUUAUGAAGAAUGAAAUUUAAAUUCACUUAUGAAGAAUAUUCAAUUAUUUUACAAUGAUUCUGUCAGAAAAUGGGCUUCUGUCAAAAUACAUUCAUAUAGGAUUCGUUGUUGCCCUUUAUUGGAUAGUCUCUAUUCUUACAGUAUUUGUGAAUAAAGCGCUACUUUCCAGUGAAACGAUAAAUUUAGAUGCACCAUUAUUUGUAACAUGGUUUCAGUGUGUCGUAAGUGCUGUUGUAUGUAUAAUUCUUAGUUUAUUAUCACAAUGGUAUCCCCAAUACAUCCAUUUUCCAAGAGGUCAUCCAUUCAGUCUCGACACUGCAAAAAAGAUUCUCCCACUAUCUAUGCUAUUUGCUGGCAUGAUAGCUAGUAAUAAUUUAUGUCUCAAGCACGUGGGAGUUGCAUUUUAUUAUAUAGGUCGUUCUUUAACUACUGUUUUUAAUGUCAUCUUUACCUACACAGUUCUUGGUCAAAAAACAUCGAUUAAAUGCAUUGCCUGUUGUGGUGUCAUUAUACUGGGAUUUUGGCUUGGCGUUGAUCAAGAGCACGUCCUUGGCUCUUUGUCAAUCUUCGGGACCAUUUUUGGAAUACUUGGGUCAUUGACACUCUCCUUAUAUUCAAUCAAGACAAAAGAGGUUCUUCCUUUGGUAAACCAGGAAGUCUGGUUACUUUCUUAUUAUAACAACGUAUACAGUAUUGUUUUGUUCAUUCCUCUAAUGUUAAUUAAUGGGGAGUAUCAUGUAGUACGUGAUUAUGACAAACUGAAUGAACCGUUCUUCUGGUUGGCAAUGACUGUUGGUGGAUUGUGUGGAUUUGCAAUAGGUUAUGUUGCAUCUUUGCAAAUCAAGGUUACAUCCCCACUGACACACAACAUCAGCGGAACAGCAAAAGCCUGUGCGCAAACUAUUUUGGCUUCCUACUGGUUUUACGAAAGCAAAUCAUUUCUUUGGUGGUUGAGCAACUUUAUUGUUCUUGGUGGUAGUGCGGCAUAUGCCAGACUCAAACAGCUGGAGAUGCAAAAGGCUCAUAUUGAAUAUAAACAUCUUCCAACAUUUAGUGGGGGAGUCCAUAAUAAGUGAGAAAUUUUUAGAGUAUUUAAAUAAACUGAGAAAAAUAUAUGACCGUGUUACUAUGCUAACACAACCAAAAGGAUGAAUUUUAAAAUAUAACUCUGUAAAAACGUGUUAUUUAGAUAACUCUAAAGAACUUAAACAAUAAUAUACAGUUAAACUGUAUAUUAAAAGGACGUUAAACGUAGACUUGCUUUAAGUUGAAUAAUGUAAAUAUAACGCAUUUAUUGUAAACAAAGUCAAAAAGUAUAAAAAACAUACCAAUGUAAACAGUUCCUUUAAAUAAAUAAUGCACACUAAUAUGUACUUGCACAUCUUUCACACUUGCACAAAUGCAGUUCAUGACAUUCUAAUUACAAUCACAAUUACUUCUUCUGUGAUGUUAGCCUCCACUAACAAUGCUA